UGAGAUUGGGUGCAUGUGGCAUGGGUUUCAGAAAACAACAAGAACCCACACUGCAGUUAAUUAUAGCACCGACGAGCGACUCAGAAUAAACUACUAACACCCACUCCCAUUCUGCAUAUUCAUCUGAGGCGAAAAAAAAAAGAAGAAAAAAGAACCACCCAUGCCACUCUGAAAGAAAAGCUGCUAAUUGUGUAAAAGUUCACUAACUGCAACUUAUCAUAUCCAUAUUGCUUUACUUUUCAUGCUGGAAAAAAAGAACAAGGAACAAAGCCACUUUUAAAAGUUUUUCACUUACGCCCACUUGAGAAAAAAAAAAGAUUCUUGAUCCCUUUGCAUUGAAAAUACUAGUUUGAACAGCAUUUUCUUUUUCUAUUCUAAAUCAUGCCAAAUUGGGAGCUGAAGCAUUGUUGCAAGCAUGAACAAGUCGUUUUUCUCGCCACUCUCGGCGUUUGUGCUGUUGUCAUUCUUGCUCUAUGGAGGACAGUGCUGCUACUACCUUUCAAGCUCGUUACUGUCUUUAUUCAUGAAGCUAGUCACGCUAUAGCUUGCAAACUUACUUGCGGCCAUGUUGAGGGAAUACAGGUUCAUGCUGACGAAGGUGGCACUACACAAACGCGUGGAGGUGUAUAUUGGUUCAUCUUGCCAGCUGGAUAUCUUGGUUCAUCAUUUUGGGGAAUGGUUUUAGUGCUUGCGUCCACCAAGCUCCUUACAGCAAGAAUUGCAGCAGGAUGUUUAGUGGUCACUCUAAUUGUUGUUCUUUUUGUGGCUAAAAAUUGGACACUCCGGGGCCUUUGUAUAGGAUUUGUUGUCUUCCUUGCUGUUGUAUGGAUUCUGCAAGAAACAACAAAGAUAAAAAUUCUGCGGUACAUCAUUUUGUUCAUUGGUGUAAUGAACAGCUUAUUUUCUGUAUAUGAUAUAUACGAUGAUCUGAUAUCACGAAGAGUUAACUCCAGUGAUGCUGAGAAGUUUGCUGAAGUGUGUCCCUGUCCUUGUACUGGUGUUGGCUGGGGAGUCAUCUGGGAAAAUCACUUUCAGGGGACUCAUUUCUUUCUUGUUUCUCUGUGGAGCCACAUAUCUUGGUUUGGUGAUCUUGUCCUGAGGUACGCCUGCUUUAGACCGUUCAUUACAAUUUUUUAUGAUUUUAGUCUAGUUUCAUGCUACUCAUAUAUAACUUGUUUUAGUGAUGGCCUAGUUUAGUCUAUUUUAAUGGUACUCGUAUAUUACUAGUUUUAGUUAGUUCUUCCAAGAUACGAAGAGUUUAUACUUAUGGAUAUCUUGAAAAUGAGCUUAGAGUCCAUCACUCUUUUGGAAGAUUUUCUAAUUCAAACACCUUCCCUUUGCUCAGUCUAUUACCUGUUGUCAUGUGCUUGAGGUUGUCUUCUUUAUGUUCUCCGAGACAAAAAAAAGAAGAAACUAUAUAGGCCUUCAUAUUAAGUGUCCUAAGCGACAAGAGGGAAACACUCGUAAAAUUAAAUUACAACCAUCUUGUUAGAACUUAUUGGUAAAUAAUGCAGGCUGAGGGGCUGGAUACUUGACAUAAAUCAAGGGAUGUCCACUCAUACAACGUUCAAGAGCAUUCGUUUACCCUUACUUUGGUUGGCUCCUUAAUUACUAGUUAGACUGUGAAUUACUGGUAUAGUGCAUUUGUCAAAUCAUUUAUGCAAGAUGGAUUACUGCAGCACAACUUACAAUCCAAACAUGUUUGGGUGCGGCAGGAGGAGAAUCAGAGUACUAUAAUGCUACAAUUAUAACAUUGUUCUUUUCACUUGAACAUGUAUUUCCUUUCUCAUACACCGAAAGGAUCUCAGAGCUCGUUUGGUUUGGCUUAUAAGUUACUUAUAAGCUGUAUUCAACUUUUUUGAGUGUUUGACUGGCUAACUUUAAGUCAUUUUGUGUUUAAAAUAAGUCUCAAUAUAUAAUUGAGUUUGUUUGAAUUGACUUAUUUUAAGCAACUUAUAAGUUGAAAACAACUUAUAAGUCAAAAAAAAAUAAGUUGGACUGCACCUACCUAUUUUUUUAAAACUUAUAAGCAGUUUUCAACUUAUAAGUUACUUAAAAUAAGUCCAUCCAAACAGGCUCUCAGUAUCAUACAUUUCCUCAUGAA
Molecule: messenger RNA, 2104 nt
Organism: Solanum dulcamara
Lineage: Eukaryota; Viridiplantae; Streptophyta; Magnoliopsida; Solanales; Solanaceae
Exons: 9
Coding region: 382-1197 (271 amino acids)
Source: RefSeq, a predicted model, not a curated record